CCAGCUCUUCCCCCUCAGUCUUGCACAGGUGUACUGGCUCCUCCCCUUCUGUCUUGCACAGGUGUACUGGCUCCUCCCCUUCAGUCUUGCACAGGUGUACCAGCUCCUCCCCCUCAGUCUUGCACAGGUGUACCGGCUCCUCCCCUUCAGUCUUGCACAGGAGUACCGGCUCCUCCCCUUCAGUCUUGCACAGGUGUAUCGGCUCCUCCCCCUCAGUCUUGCACAGGUGUACCGGCUCCUCCCCUUCAGUCUUGCACAGGAGUACCGGCUCCUCCCCUUCAGUCUUGCACAGGUGUACUGGCUCCUCCCCUUCAGUCUUGCGCAGACUGUCCCUGGCCCGCCCCUUUCAUUCAUUGGUUUUGUUUCUUUCAGUCGUGGAGGGUCAGCAUCACAUGUGGGCGUAGGGUGGUCCGUGUAGGAAUACAGCCUGCAUAGGAACACCCACUCCUCCAGAACAGCGACUACCCAUCAAGGCAUUUUG
Messenger RNA from Staurois parvus, 481 nucleotides. The record is from the annotation of a GenBank genome assembly. Lineage: Eukaryota; Metazoa; Chordata; Amphibia; Anura; Ranidae.